This is a messenger RNA of Rhipicephalus microplus (southern cattle tick), 2503 nucleotides long. RefSeq names its product Synaptosomal-associated protein 25kDa (gene Snap25). The record is from RefSeq and is a predicted model, not a curated record. Gene Ontology annotation, cellular component: SNARE complex; plasma membrane. NCBI's taxonomy places the organism in Eukaryota, Metazoa, Arthropoda, Arachnida, Ixodida, Ixodidae. Gene Ontology annotation, molecular function: syntaxin binding; SNAP receptor activity. Gene Ontology annotation, biological process: synaptic vesicle priming; synaptic vesicle fusion to presynaptic active zone membrane; exocytosis.
UGUUUUGCGGCGAAGAGGCGAGAUUUUUGAUAGGCGCCCGUAAACGUCUGCGUGAGCUGCGUGCUUUGGGGGCGUCCGUCGUUACGCGAGUGUAUCGUUGUGCUUGGUCCGUGUGUGUGCGGUUGUCGUCGUCGUCGGCCGAGCAUCGAACCGGGCCGUCUUGUCGUCCGCUGCAUUCGUGGGCAACGCAGGCAGCUCCUUGACGGGUGUUGUGUGCGCGUUUCUUGUCGUGUGGACCGUGGGAGUGUCACCUUCGGCGUUAAUCAUCCUCACGUGGCGGUCCGCGGCCCCAGCAAGGAGCUAAAGCAGAGCAAUGGCGGCCUCCGCGCAAGACGGCCCUACGAACCGCAGUGAGCUGGAGAUGAUCCAGCUCAAGAUGAACCAGACUACGGACGAGUCGUUGGAGAGGACACGGAAUAUGAUAGCACUAUGCGAAGAGAGCAAGGAAGCUGGCAUACGAACUUUAGUUGCUCUUGACGAACAAGGAGAGCAACUGGACCGCAUCGAAGAAGACAUGGACAAAAUCAACGCCGACAUGAAAGAGGCCGAGAAGAACCUCACGGGUAUGGAGAAGUGCUGUGGAAUCUGCGUCUGUCCUUGCCAGAACCCCAUUGAUGUAGUGUUGUUUAGGGCUGAGGAAGUGGCCAUGACACUCACGGGCAAGGAGUUCAAGGAAGACGCCAGCACGUGGAAGGCCAACGAGGACGGGAAGGUGGUGAAUAGUCAGCCUGCCAGGGUUAUGGACGACCGCAAUGGAGCCGGUCCAACCAGCGGAUACAUCGCCAGAAUCACAAACGACGACCGUGAGAACGAGAUGGAGGAUAACAUGGUUCAAGUGUCCACCAUGAUCGGGAACCUGCGCAAUAUGGCAAUCGACAUGGGCAGCGAGAUUGAGUCGCAAAAUCGGCAGAUCGACAGGAUCAACCAGAAGGGAACUUCCAACGUGGUUCGCGUCAAAGGCGCGCAAGAGAGGGCCGCCAAGCUUAUGAAGAGUUGAACGGCCUAUUCCUCGGCGCCCUAUUCUUCGGCACUUCCUCCGCACCCUCGACUCACACACACACUUACCGCACGCCCGGUCCUUUAAAAGAUUUUCACGACUCUACUGACGCGAUUCGUAAACCAGUUCAAUGAUUCGAUAUGUUUAAGUAAAUUCCUACGUAAAAAUUUUACGGCAAAGAUUUUACGGAAAAUUCUUACACACAACAUGUAGACAUAUGGAGUACAUACGCGCGUAACGUAUGGAGUCGAUAAGGAACCUGUGUGGACUCUUCUUCGAUGGUCUCCAUAUGGAUGUAGAAAUAUAUAAAAUUAUUAGAAUGGCAUACGAAGCGUAUCAGGAUACCAACACUCAAAACACACACAAUAGAUGCCCCCUUCCCCCACCUCCUGUCUUCAUGCGAUGAGGGCUGCGAUCGACAGAUGAUCGUGGAGAUGGUCCGUGAUUCGACGCACCUGGCCUGCCUACCUGCGGACUUUGGUGAUAGACUGAAGGAAAAGGAAAGAAGAAAUUACUGGCGAAACGUCUUCAUAUUUCUCGUGCGAUUGCGUGUCAUAUUAUUUUUAUUUUCUUAAUCAUUCAUUUGGGAUUGUACAGAUUUUUUUUUAAUUUCAGUGUGUCGUGACUUGCACAUGAUACGCACCCACGACCUAAACAGACACGCUUCACGAGUGUUUUACACUUGCUUUUUAUGAGCACUGCAUCUUUUUUUUUCUGUUUUUUCUUCUCGGCCAUGGGGCGUGAUUGUUUUGUUUUCUAAGGUCCUGUCUAUUAUGUGAUAUAGACUGCAGUGCCGGCGGUGGGGUCCUUUUUUUUUUUGCUAUGGGCAGGAACAUGUGUAGGCGUGCAGAUCAUGUGCAGGUUAAUCUACGUUCAGAUCUUCUUCAUAGAUUUUGUCACGGUUAAUACUAAAGGUUUCUGUUUUGCGUGAAUUACUAUUUUAACGUUGGGAGUUCGUUGAUUGUCUCGGUUUUCGCAUGAAAAAAAAAAAGUUGAGCGCAGGCAUAUUAGACCGCCACGUUGAACAAGAUUAUAUUCUCGUGAUAACUUCUAAAUUCACUGUAGUUAUCUGAAAAAGUUUAAACAUAGUGUUAAGCUGGUCCCGGUUAUUCUGGCUUUUAUAUGAGAAGCGGCGUGGAUAGGUGCCGUUUAAUGUACAAGUGACAGCUUGCCAACUUAAUAUGUAGAUUUUUACUUUUCGUGCUAAAGUCGCACUCCAAUGGGCUAAACUACGUCUUGGGGCUGCGCUGGGUCGAGCUUUUUUAUGGGGACUUAAGUUGUCAUAGUGAAACGUUGAUCCUAAAAAAAAACAUAAGAAAACACCAAAAUGGGUGUUUGGGGGCUUUUGUUAGUGUUUUUACCCACCGCCAUUUCCAUCGUGUCGAAGUCUUACAAUUAUCGGGCACGUUGUGUUUAUUUUGUCUUUUAUUUACUAACGGCACCGUUCGAAGAUUACCUUUUUUUUCUUGUUUUGUUGCUGUGAUUGAAUGAAAUUUGGUUUCUACU